Messenger RNA from Dioszegia hungarica, 879 nucleotides. RefSeq names its product putative voltage-dependent ion-selective channel. Gene Ontology annotation, molecular function: voltage-gated monoatomic anion channel activity. The transcript is spliced from 7 exons. Gene Ontology annotation, cellular component: mitochondrial outer membrane. Gene Ontology annotation, biological process: monoatomic anion transmembrane transport. Bases 1 to 879 code for a protein of 292 amino acids. Lineage: Eukaryota; Fungi; Basidiomycota; Tremellomycetes; Tremellales; Bulleribasidiaceae. The record is from RefSeq and is a predicted model, not a curated record.
AUGUCCCAGCCCGUUCCCCCAUCCUGGAAGGACCUCGGAAAGUCCGCCUCGGACCUCCUCCUCAAAGACUACCCCAUCCAGGGCACGUCGCUCGAGGUCAAGACCCUCACCCCGUCCAACGUCACCUUCAAGGUCGCCGGCCAGAAGGAUUCGAACACCAACGCCAUCGCUGGUGAUAUCGAGGGCAAGUAUGUCGACUUCAAGAACGGCUUGAUCUUCACCCAGGCCUGGACCACCACCAACCUGCUCCGCUCGCAGCUCGAGCUCGAGAACCAGAUCGCCAAGGGUCUCAAGUUCGACCUCUCGACCGCUCUUAACCCGGCCAAGUCGCAGAAGGCCGCCAUUUUGACUGCCAUCUACAAGCAGCCUUCCCUCCACACCCGCGCCACCGUCGACCUCUUCAAGGGUCCCAGCUUCACUGCUGACACCGUUGUCGGCCGUGACGGCUUCCUUGUCGGUGCCGAGGCGACCUACGAUGUCACCUCGGGUGCCAUCACCCGGUACGCUGGUGCCGUUGGCUUCUCGGCUCCCGAGUACGCCAUCACCCUCCACGGUCUCGGCAACCUCUCGACCUUCGCCGCUAGCUACUACCACAAGGUGUCCAAGGACGUCGAGGCGGGUGCCAAGGCUGUCUACGACACCAAGAGCACCACCGGCGGUGUCUCGCUCGAGGUCGGCGCGAAGACUUACCUUGACAACGCUGCGUUCGUCAAGGCCAAGAUCAACAACGCUGGUAUCCUCUGCCUCGGCUACACCCAGGCUCUCCGCCCCGGUGUGAAGGCUUCGUUCGGUCUCGGUCUCGACACCUCGCGCCUCAACGACCCCUCCGCUGGCCAGGCCGCGCACAAGGUCGGCGCGUCGUUCGUCUUCAACUCGUAA